AUGAGACUACUCAGAUAUUCGCAGACUUUAAAUGGUGGGAAAGUUAGUGGCAGCUGCUUGUCGGAUGAUAUUAUUAUCGCAGCUGGUUUGAGCACUAUCGUAUGUUUUGCAAGUCAGCAAUUGGUGAACUGUGCGUUGGGUAAGCAAGAUGCUAAACAAGUGGAGAAACUGUUCCAUAUGCAAGUCCCUGUCGCUUCAGAUGACCAAAUAUACGAUGUAGUGGCCACCAAUGAUCGUAUGUUUGUUGUACUGGAACGUUCGGUAUACUUAGCGGAUCAUUGGCGGGAAAAGCGCGACGCCAGCGUAUUUGUUAAGUUUUGCGAGUUCGAAGCACCUGCGUGUAUUACAGAUGUUAAGCUAGAUCCUUCUACAAGCUUGCUUUUUGUGCUGGUAAAUGUGAGCCCUGAGGAGAACUCAGUUACAUUGUGGGAUUCAAGAGCCGGCGAAAACCUGGGCCAAAUUGGAUUAGGCCAGUCUAAGCCUUUAACAGCUGUACUGGACCCCAAGUCGCAAAUAUUCACAGUUAUAUGUGCUGAUCGUAAUAUAUCAGUCUUUCAGUAUGACCACACUGGCAGCUACCGACUAAUACACAAGCUCAAUCACUACGUGCAAGUUGACCCACUGCGUUAUAAAAUCACUAUGUCGCCGCAAUCGGACAGACUGCCGAUUUUGAACUCUAUGAGCACUUCUGGCACCCCUGCCAUAUUGCUUCUCGAUCGUCAACAGCAAUUCAAGAUUGAGUCCACGCUUGUUGGGCAUUUCGACAAAUGCCAUAUCUUCAAGUAUUCUCCAAAAAUAUAUCGUAAGACUACGAAAUCGGGUGCCAAAAUAACUUAUAAUCUGGCUGCGUCCGCAGAUUUUGAAAGUGGCUCGGUGGUAAUCUGGAAUACGAAAAGGCUGAAGCCUUUACUUAAUACUAAAUGCGCACAGGACUCCUAUGUAACUGACCUUCAGUGGGGAUCUGAUGGAUUGUCCUUGAUCGUUUUUACAAGUAACGGUCAAAUGAUUAUAUUUGCAUUUCGACAGGAUGAACUGGGCGAGAUAAUCUCUGAUGCCGAACUUGAAAAGUUAAGAGCCGCCAUCAAUUUCCUGCCCCCUCUUCCGCCUGCUCAAAGCGCACUGGAACAAAUUACAGAAAAUGCCGAAAAGGUGCAGGUAGCUUCGGCUGGAAGUAAUGCAAAAGUGGGGAAGAAAAAAGUGGCCCCAACAACAUUGCAGAGCACUUCCAUGGAGUUCAAUAUGCCUUCCUAUAGCGUUCCUAAAGAUCUCAAAAGGAAGCCCAAAGACCCUUCCCAGCCAUCGAAUGGUAAGAAGCAAAAGCACGACUUGGAGCCGAUGGAUUUUUUAGACACAAGCUUGUUGAUGCCUGGUGUAUCUUUUUCUAAGAUGCGCUUAGCUACUCCCAAAAUCCGGCUUACAUUUUCAUACACUGCCAAUAUUAGUGACAAUAUGAUCUUGACUGUAAAGAAUGGGUCAGGAAAUGAACAGACGCCGAGUGUUAUUUCGCUCAAACAAACUGAAUUCGGACAUGAAAAGACGCUAUUCGAAGAGUUUUUGCCCAAACUCAUUACGAUGUGUACCUCUGGCAAAAGCUUUUGGAGCUGCUGUAGUGAAGAUGGUAUCAUAUACGUUUUUUCUGAUUUAGGAAAGAGGUUGUUACCCCCUUUGAUAAUGGGUGUGCCUUGUAGCUUCCUUGAAGGCUGUGGUGACUUCCUCUUGUGUGUGACGUCUACGGGUCAAAUGUAUUGUUGGAAUCUCGAAAAUUCAAAGCUGCAUUUUCCUCCAAGCUCAGUAUAUCCCCUUCUCAAUCCAAGCCUUCGAUUUUCGGACGAUGUGUUGACUCGUGCGGAGAAUAUCACUCUGUGUGCCAUUACAGCAAAUGGAGUUCCCAUUAUAACCUUGAGCAAUGGCGAUGGCUACAUGUUUGACAAAGAAAUGGAGACAUGGAUGUUGAUCAACGACACAUGGUGGGCAUAUGGGUCCCAAUAUUGGGAUAUGACCGAGACAACGACGAGUGGUGCAUACCUAAACGAAAGCAAUGGAAAACAUGAAAAGAAAGAUCAAUCUUGGAACUCAAGAGCUCAAGGAUUAACCGAAAAGUUGAAAGGAAAUAGAGCCAGCAUUCUUAAUUACCUUGAGAAGAAAACCAAUGAUGAACUUAAUAGAAAGGGGCGGGCUCGGAAUAUACAAAAAUUUGCGAAGACGAUAUUAAUGAAGGAAGGUUUUGAAAACCUGGAGGACAGCGUUACACUAUCUCAUUUGGAAAACAAGCUAUUAAUUCUUCUCAGACUCGGUGAAAAUGAAGAGUUUGUUAGUCUGAUUGUAAUUUAUUGCAUACGACUUAGCGAAAUGGGCUAUAAAGGUAGAUUAGAGACUGUGCUUCAGUGGCUUUACAAUGAUGGUGACUAUAAAAAUCUCAAGGUGGCCAACGUAAGCGCGGAAGAUCUAUUAAAGAAGAUCUUGGUAGCGUGCGCUGAGAUCCGGCUGGUCCAAAGAGUCACCACCAGCUAUGCUGCUGCCAUAGGUUUAAUAAAUGAUUCUCUAUAA
Molecule: messenger RNA, 2547 nt
Organism: Lachancea dasiensis
Lineage: Eukaryota; Fungi; Ascomycota; Saccharomycetes; Saccharomycetales; Saccharomycetaceae
Source: the annotation of a GenBank genome assembly